Neurospora tetraspora is the source of this 861-nucleotide messenger RNA. RefSeq lists its product as uncharacterized. Gene Ontology annotation, biological process: mycotoxin biosynthetic process. Bases 65 to 607 code for a protein of 180 amino acids. NCBI's taxonomy places the organism in Eukaryota, Fungi, Ascomycota, Sordariomycetes, Sordariales, Sordariaceae. The record is from RefSeq and is a predicted model, not a curated record. The transcript is spliced from 3 exons.
CUUUCUGUCUCGAGGUCGAACACAGGGGAACUUCCAACCUUAAACUUCCCAUUUCCCAAGAACAAUGCAGUCCAAGAUCAAGUCCUCAGACGACGAAAAGCUUCGAGAUAUCCAGCUCAAUGCACCAAUUCGGACCCAUUCGAUUGCCAGGGAGCGGCAAAACAAUCGCAUUCUUCUCAUAGCAGUGUAUUUUCUCUGUUUGGGAUGGCUCACGACAUUGGCCUUCUGGUACAAGACUGCACCGAAAAAUAAUGGGCCACUGCAUGUCUACUCCCACAUUCCCAUCCCAAAGGGAGUGUUCGUUCCUGUGAAGAAGGUAUUUCAACUAGAUGGACGAUAUAUCGGUGGCGCAGCGGAGGUUGAGCAGGAAUGGGAAGAACUAGUCACUGGCCAUGAUACCGUCAGGAUUGAGAACCCCAAUAAAUGGGGACUUCGUCAGGGAAUCGUUGUCCCGUGCGAUCACCCAAACACCCAGCUGUACUGUCUGAAUAUAAUCCGCUACCACUACCAAUAUUACGUCGAUCUCGACGACGAACUUGGACUAGACCCAGAAGAGGAGUUUAAGUGGAAGAUCUUAGUCGAGUAUUGCUUCGAGUAUUUGCGCUAGGGAAUCUCCUGCGGCCGUGAUCUGAUUAUUGAGGGUAAUAGUCCCAUCAAAGUUGGAAAGGGCCAUGCAACUUCCGUGACGAGGUGGGGUGUUGAACAUGAUUGUAUCGACUUUGACAAGUUGAGACAGUUCCAGAUUGAACAAGAGGCGAAGUAUGAUCUAACGUGGCAGAAUCCUCAGUAAAACUCGUGGCUACCAGCUAGUUAGGGUCGGUGGGAGACAUAGCAGUAACAUGAAUCAUGUUUGAACUCGAA